This is a messenger RNA of Equus quagga, 1540 nucleotides long. RefSeq names its product neurotrophin 3 (gene NTF3). The record is from RefSeq and is a predicted model, not a curated record. The transcript has 2 exons. Gene Ontology annotation, biological process: memory; regulation of neuron differentiation; cell surface receptor protein tyrosine kinase signaling pathway. Bases 491 to 1264 code for a protein of 257 amino acids. Lineage: Eukaryota; Metazoa; Chordata; Mammalia; Perissodactyla; Equidae. Gene Ontology annotation, molecular function: nerve growth factor receptor binding; growth factor activity.
GGUAGGGAGGCUGGGAGAGAGAAAGAGCAGGAUUUCAGAAGGCAUCUAAGAGUCUGUUGAAGUGAUCCAGGAAGAGAGGCAGCCUGGGCCAUAGGAGAAGGGGUGGACGGUGAGAGGUCUGAGGAGGCAGAAUCUUGGUGGAAUUAAAGAUGACUCUAAUACAGGACAGGGAAGCAUGGGGGCACACUCUGUGAACCCUGGUGCCCUUUCCUGGAAGCAGGCAUGGGAGGCAGAGGAGGAGCAGGGUUUGGGGGAAUUGGUGAUUCAGUUUUGGAUAUUUUGGCCUUAAGGUGGCCUUAAAAUAGUGAAGGGGAGAUGUCCAGUCGGCAGUGGGAUCUCCAUUCAGGACUGAGGUCUGUGUGGAGACGUGGAUGUGGAAGUUAUCCACAUAGACCUGGUGCAUGAGAUCGCACCAUCAUCAGCACAGAUGGGAAGAGAAAAACAGGAUUUUCACUGAAAGAGUGAAAAGCUCUUACAGGUGAACAAGGUGAUGUCCAUCUUGUUUUAUGUGAUAUUUCUCGCUUAUCUCCGUGGCAUCCAAGGGAACAACAUGGAUCAGAGGAGUUUGCCAGAAGACUCACUCAAUUCCCUGAUUAUUAAGCUGAUCCAGGCAGAUAUUUUGAAAAACAAGCUCUCCAAGCAGAUGGUGGACGUUAAGGAAAACUACCAGAGCACCCUGCCCAAAGCAGACGCCCCCCGGGAGCCGGCGCGGGGAGAGCCCGCCAGGGCGGAAUUCCAGCCAAUGAUUGCCAUGGACACCGAGCUGCUGCGGCAACAGAGACGCUACAACUCACCCCGGGUCCUGCUGAGUGACAGCACGCCCUUGGAGCCCCCGCCCUUGUAUCUCAUGGAGGAUUACGUGGGCAACCCCGUGGCGGCCAACAGAACAUCGCGGCGGAAGAGGUACGCGGAGCACAAGAGCCACCGAGGGGAGUACUCCGUGUGUGACAGCGAGAGUCUGUGGGUGACCGACAAGUCAUCGGCCAUCGACAUUCGGGGACACCAGGUCACGGUGCUGGGGGAGAUUAAAACCGGCAACUCUCCUGUCAAACAAUAUUUUUAUGAGACGAGAUGUAAAGAAGCCAGGCCUGUCAAGAACGGUUGCAGGGGGAUCGACGACAAACACUGGAACUCUCAGUGCAAAACGUCCCAAACGUACGUCCGAGCACUGACGUCAGAAAACAAUAAACUCGUAGGCUGGCGAUGGAUACGGAUAGACACUUCCUGUGUGUGUGCCUUGUCGAGAAAAAUCGGAAGAACAUGAAUUGGCAUCUCUCCCCAUAUAUAAAUUAUUACUUUAAAUUAUAUGAUAUGCAUGUAGCAUAUAAAUGUUUAUAUUGUUUUUAUAUAUUAUAAGUUGACCUUUAUUUAUUAAACUUCAGCAACCCUACAGUAUAUAAGCUUUUUUCUCAAUAAAAUCAGUGUGCUUGCCUUCCCUCAGGCCUCUCCCAUCUGUUAAACCUUCUUCUGUGACCCGGCUCUCAGGAGCCGUCUGUAAAAUCUGUGUACACCAGUAUUUUGCAUUCAGUAUUGUCAAGGC